Messenger RNA from Mus caroli (Ryukyu mouse), 2215 nucleotides. The record is from RefSeq and is a predicted model, not a curated record. NCBI's taxonomy places the organism in Eukaryota, Metazoa, Chordata, Mammalia, Rodentia, Muridae.
AUCUAUCUCAUUGGUCUGUAGAGUUGUGGUUUCUGUUUCAUUUCCAGAGCUCAAAGUUUCAUUUCUCUAGCUUCCAGUUGGAAAUUGAAGUUCUGGAUUGGUACCUGAGCAGAAGUGUGAGGAGUCAGGACAGUCAUACACAGGAUCACAGCAACUAUGGCUUCACAAUUCAUGAUGAAUUUAAAGGAGGAGGUGACCUGUCCUAUUUGUCUGAACCUGAUGGUGAAACCUGUGAGUGCAGAUUGUGGUCACACCUUCUGCCAAGGUUGCAUCACGGUGCACUUUGAAUCCAUCAAAUGCGAUAAGGAAAUGUUCAUUUGCCCUGUGUGCCGACUUACUUACCAGUUUAGCAAUCUGAGGCCUAAUCUACAUGUGGCCAACAUAGUAGAGAGGCUCAAAGAGUUCAAGCCCAGCCCGGAAGAGGAGCAAAAAGUGUUUAACUGUGCAAGACAUGGAGAGAAACUCCAGCUCUUCUGUAGGAAGGACAUGAUGGCUAUCUGCUGGCUUUGUGAGCGAUCUCAGGAGCACCGUGGUCACAAAACAGCUCUCAUUGAAGAGGUGGCCCAGGAGUACAAGGAGCAGCUGCAGGUAGUUCGGCAAAGGCUGAUGGCAGAUAAGAAAGAAUUUGAAAACUGGAAAGAUGAACUUCAGAAGGAUAGAACUUACUGGGAGGCAAGUGGGGACCCUGGUGUGGAGAACAUCAUAAAACGGAGUCAUACUUUUUCUAUGAUGAAGCCCAAAACCAUCCCCAGGGAACAAAGAAGAAUGUUCCGAGCCCCUGACCUGCAAGGCAUGCUGCAAGUGCUGCAAGAGGUCACAGAGGCUCAACGCUACUGGGUUCAGGUGACCCUGGUUCAAAACAACAAUCCAAACAUUGCCAUUACUGACGACAAAAGACAAGUACGAUAUGAAGACCACCAAGCAAGGAAUCUUGAACAUGGGUGUGAAAACUCUCAUGAAGGCGUCCUGGGACACCCAGUUAUCCAAUCAGGAAAACAUUACUGGGAAGUAGAUGUGUCUGGUAAAGGUGCUUGGGUUCUGGGGUUAAGUGAUGGAAGCUACCUCUUCUGUCCAAUAUUUCAUUCAAAUGCUGAAAGAAACCCUUUAUUUUGUAGGGGGAUUAAGAAUGAUUCACAUUAUCAACCAAAAUAUGGCUUCUGGGUUAUAGGGCUGUGGAAAAAGUCUGUGUAUAAUGCUUUUGAGGAGUGUCCUUUCACAGGCAAGCCCAGUGUCUUGACCCUGUCUCUGAUGGUCCCGCCCUGUCGUGUUGGUGUUUUCCUUGACUAUNCAGCUGGCACUCUCUCAUUUUACAAUAUUUCCAACAAUGGGACUCUUAUCUACAGAUUCUGUACAGCUUCCUUUCCUGAUAGGGUUUUUCCAUAUUUUAAUCCCACGGGAAGUUCAGAGCCGAUGACAAUAUGCUGGCCAGACUCUUAACAUUUGCCUGUUUAUGUGCAGGGUCUCUGGCUCUGAUAUGUAUGUCCAUAUGCCUGAGCUCAUCGGUACCAUUUUUUUCUCUUUUUUUCCCUUACUCUAGUCUUUCUGUGUGAAUGUCUUUCAUUGGUAGAAAAGGAUAUAUUCNUUUCUCUAGGUCAGAUUCUUCUCAGUUUCUUUCAGUUUUGUUUUGUUUUAGGUGAGAAUAGUAAAUCACUUCCCAUUUAGUCAAGGAAAAGUGCCUGAGUGCUCAGUGUGUAAGAUAACACUGCUGCAAAGUUCUUCUCUUAUUCUUCACGCCAGAGAUCGAAGCCAAGGCCUUGUUCAUGGUGAGGAGGUGCUCCACUCCUGAGGAGGUGCUCCACACAGAGCUAAUUACCUCAGCUCUGUCAGGUCUCUAUAACUUCAUCCUGCCCAUCAAUGAGAGAAGAUUAAAGAAAAUUCUUCAACAUCUUGUCCAUUCAUUCUGAAAAUUAUAUGUAGGAAUCUGUGGUUAAGAAAUGCACCCUUAGCUGUAGGCCAGUUUUACCAGAUGCAUCUUCAUCAAAGAAUGAAGGAGAAGCAUCACAAUGAGGCACACUGUUUUCUUGCUCAGGCAUCAUGUGUNCCCAAAGUAGAAUGAUCAGGGAAGGUUAAUAUGGCCCCUGCUCAUGGAUGACAUGCGAGUUUAUGAAGCAUUCCAUAUUUUUGAAGAGCAUUGAUAGUCUAAAUCAUGUUAGAGAGGAGGGAGGGGGAAUGAAAGGAAGGAAGGAAGGAAGGAAGGAAGGAAGGAAGGAAGGAA